Chelonus insularis is the source of this 1571-nucleotide messenger RNA. Its product is annotated as MAD2L1-binding protein. Gene Ontology annotation, biological process: regulation of exit from mitosis. Bases 352 to 1137 code for a protein of 261 amino acids. The record is from RefSeq and is a predicted model, not a curated record. Gene Ontology annotation, cellular component: nucleus. Lineage: Eukaryota; Metazoa; Arthropoda; Insecta; Hymenoptera; Braconidae. The transcript has 2 exons.
UGUAUGUUGGUUUGGUUAUGUUAACCAAUACCUGAUGAUUUACAAGAAAUUAAAAGUUAUCAAUGAAUUUGUAAAAUAUUAAUGGUUUUUAAUGUUCAAGUUGAUUUAUGGACAUUUUUAUUAAUGCAUAAAAAACUUGAAAAAAGAAGAGAAAAAUUCAAAUGUUUAAUCAAGUUACGGUGAACGAUGAAAUAAUGAAAAUAUAAAAGUAUUAAAUCUUAUAGGUUAUGUUUUGUGAUAAACUACUGAAUAAUUAUUAAAACAAUAAUAUUUAUUUUAAAAUUACUUUUAUAUAUAUACAGAUAUAUGUAUAUAUAAUAUAAUAUACGUAUAUUUUAAAAAGUAUUCAAAAUGUUUUCACAAGAAAAAUACAACAAGAAUACGUCUAUUGAUAUUAAACUUAACGAGCCAUUAACAAGUGAUUCAUGUUCAAAAAUAAUAGUAGAACUUAUAAAGUAUAUUUUAUAUCAAAAACAACAAAUUCCGUUUGCAUUUGAUACUCUUGUUCAACUUGGAAAAGGAAAACCAGCUGAUAGAAAUUUUUCAUCCACUAAAACCUUACAAAAUUCAUUGAACAAUCUCACUCAUCAACUCUCAUCUCAACUUCACCUAGCUGGAUGUAAUGUAAAAGAAGUUGUUGUAAUAAUAGGAGCUACAACGAUCUCACCUAAAUUUUGUUUAAAAGUAGAAUUACCUUCUCAAAUUUUAAGUAGUGAAAAACACAUUGAAUAUCAACAUUCAUACAGGAAACCUCUUCUUACUCUCAUGAAAUCACUAAUUGAAUGUUCCGACUUCCAACAAGCAAUCGCAACUCCAUUAAGUGUGACAAAUACAUUUGUAUUAGUGAAAAAGAGUGAUUCUAAUCCAAAGUCUGAAUUUUUUUUACCGAAGCCACAAUAUUAUCUACCUGUGCAAAUAUCUUGUUUUUCAAUUAAACUAUUUUAUAAUGAAGACGAUUUCAAUUCAGAUUGUACAUGUUCAAAUAUUGUUAAAGUGUACAAUGAUAAUCAACUUGAUAAAACAUCUCAAACUACUAUUAAUAUAGAUAAUUCCAAUGUAACAUGUAUGGAAACUAAUGUUCCUUAUAUUUGGUAUCAAUCAAAAGAAGUUGUAAAAGGGUUUAAAUUUUUUAGAUAACAUUAAUAGAUUGUUUAGAACAUUUAAAUUAAAUUUAUUAAAUUAAUUCAUUAGAUUGUAACGAUGUAUUUUAAAUUUUGAAUUUAUAUUGAAGCUAAUCAAAUUAUCAAUUUGAUUUUUUAAAACAAAACUUAUAUAUCAAAUAAGUAAUAUUCCAUUGUGACGAUUGAUAAAAUACAAAUUAAUUUCUCUAUAAACUUGAGUUCACUAUUUGAGGGUUAACAAAAAAUACAAGAUUAUCAACAUUUAUUUGAUUUAUUUUUUUAAAGUUUAACCAGACGAUCAUAUUCUUACGUAAUAUCUAAUAAAUGUGAAAGUGUUAUCAACUGUAAUGAUUAUGUGUAAUAUUUGUUAUCGCACUUACUACUAUUUUUGUAUUUACAUAUAAUUAUUAUAAAUUUAAUUGAUCAUAAUAAACACGAAAAAUAUAAUUU